AUGGUUGGUAUGAAGAAGGAAAAUUCAGUGGUGCAAUCAAACAAUCCAGCCGAUCCAUUCGAAAAUCCGAAGCCUUCAUCGUCUAAUCCUGGCUCUAAUACGUCGUAUUCAUCCUGUUCACCACCGGAACCAUUGUAUCGCAUC
Cooperia oncophora is the source of this 144-nucleotide messenger RNA. NCBI's taxonomy places the organism in Eukaryota, Metazoa, Nematoda, Chromadorea, Rhabditida, Trichostrongylidae. The record is from the annotation of a GenBank genome assembly.